Messenger RNA from Melopsittacus undulatus (budgerigar), 1522 nucleotides. RefSeq names its product engrailed homeobox 1 (gene EN1). Gene Ontology annotation, biological process: regulation of transcription by RNA polymerase II; neuron differentiation; multicellular organism development. Gene Ontology annotation, molecular function: RNA polymerase II cis-regulatory region sequence-specific DNA binding; DNA-binding transcription factor activity, RNA polymerase II-specific. NCBI's taxonomy places the organism in Eukaryota, Metazoa, Chordata, Aves, Psittaciformes, Psittaculidae. The coding region runs from base 1 to 978 and encodes 325 amino acids. Gene Ontology annotation, cellular component: nucleus. The record is from RefSeq and is a predicted model, not a curated record. The transcript has 2 exons.
AUGGAAGAGCCGCCGGAGGGGCACGGCCACCGAGAAGCGGCGCCUGGCCCGGCGAGCAGCGGCAGCGGCAGCGAUGGCGAGAGUGUGCCCGUGUCCCCGAGCCCCGCGCCCGCCUCCCCCGCCGCACCCUGCCCUCUGCCCCUGCCCCGUCGCCGCCACCCGCCGCCACCCCCACCGCCUCCCCACCGAACCACCAACUUCUUCAUCGACAACAUCCUGAGGCCGGACUUCGGCUGCAAGAAGGAGACGCCCGCGCUGGCCGGCGGCGGCGGAGGCAGCCGGGAGCGGGACGGAGACCGGGGGCAGAGCUCAGGUAGAGAAAACGUCAACCCGCUGCUGGCCCGGCCGCCCAACCCGCCCUCCCUCCUCUGCCCGGACUCGAACUGCCGUCCUGACGGCCCCGCGCCGCCGCCGCCGCCAGCCGCCGCCAAAGCCAGCCCCGCCGCGGCGACAGCGGCGGCGGCGGCGGCGUCGGGGACGGUCAAGCCCUCCGCUGAGGGGGGCGAGACUCACCCGGCGAAGUACGGGGAGCACGGCAGCCCCGCCAUCCUCCUCAUGGGCUCUAAUAAUGGAGGACCUGUUAUAAAGCCCGACUCGCAACAGCCGUUGGUGUGGCCGGCCUGGGUCUACUGCACUAGGUAUUCAGACAGACCGUCCUCGGGCCCCCGCACCAGGAAGCUUAAGAAGAAGAAGACGGAGAAGGAGGACAAGCGGCCGCGGACGGCGUUCACAGCCGAGCAGCUACAGCGGCUGAAGGCAGAGUUCCAGGCGAACCGGUACAUCACGGAGCAGCGGCGGCAGAGUCUGGCCCAGGAGCUCAGCCUCAACGAGUCGCAGAUCAAGAUAUGGUUCCAGAACAAACGAGCUAAGAUCAAGAAAGCGACGGGCAUCAAGAACGGACUGGCGCUGCACCUCAUGGCCCAGGGACUCUACAACCACUCCACCACUACCGUGCAGGACAAAGAGGAGAGCGAAUGACCCCCCCAGCCCUGCGCCGCGGCGCCGGCCCGCCGGCCGGGAGGCGGACAGGUGUUAUUUAAAAGCAGAUCUAUUGUCUAUCCAUAGUAUAAGGACUCCAAUCACGAAAAAAAAUAUGAACACUUAAAAAAAAAUCUCUAUAUAGCCAAACAGCAUAUGACCUUGUAUAUAUUUAAUUUCAGGUAAGAAAUAUGUGUAGCGAUCUCUAUUUGCUGGACAGUUUCUCUCUCCCCUUCUCUCUUUCUCUUCCACCCCCUCCCCUCUUUUGUUUGUUCUUUCGUUUUGUUUGCUUUCCUUUUUUAUUUUUAUUUUUUCCUCUCGAUGUCUGUCGCUCUUGUUUUACAGCAGUUGUCCGACUUUUCCGAUCUUUCGUUUGAUUUAAUUUCUUUUGUGUGCGUGUGCGAAUUUCUGUCUUUUUUUCCUGAGGAAAAAAAAAAAUUGUUCUGAUCCACAGACUGCGAGACUGAACCCGCCGCUACAAGCCAAAGAUUUUAUUAUGUUCAGAAAUCUGUAGUCUGAAAUAAAGUGUAGACUGUGUUCAGGA